This is a messenger RNA of Saccharomyces cerevisiae S288C, 1170 nucleotides long. It is a transcript of the gene SCW10, whose product is annotated as putative family 17 glucosidase. Gene Ontology annotation, cellular component: fungal-type cell wall. Gene Ontology annotation, biological process: conjugation with cellular fusion; carbohydrate metabolic process. NCBI's taxonomy places the organism in Eukaryota, Fungi, Ascomycota, Saccharomycetes, Saccharomycetales, Saccharomycetaceae. Gene Ontology annotation, molecular function: hydrolase activity, hydrolyzing O-glycosyl compounds. Bases 1 to 1170 code for a protein of 389 amino acids. The transcript has a single exon. The record is from RefSeq and is marked reviewed.
AUGCGUUUUUCAAAUUUCCUAACUGUAUCUGCAUUAUUAACCGGAGCUCUAGGAGCUCCUGCUGUUCGCCAUAAACAUGAAAAGCGUGACGUUGUUACUGCCACAGUCCAUGCGCAGGUUACUGUUGUCGUUUCCGGUAACAGCGGCGAAACUAUUGUUCCAGUGAACGAGAAUGCUGUUGUAGCUACUACCAGCAGUACUGCAGUUGCUUCUCAAGCAACUACAUCCACUUUAGAACCAACAACUUCCGCUAAUGUCGUCACUUCUCAACAACAAACCAGCACUCUUCAAUCUUCCGAGGCAGCAUCUACGGUUGGUUCUUCGACUUCAUCCUCACCCUCAUCCUCAUCCUCAACUUCAUCUUCAGCUUCAUCCUCCGCUUCAUCUAGUAUCUCAGCCUCCGGUGCUAAGGGUAUUACUUACAGUCCUUACAAUGAUGAUGGGUCCUGUAAAUCUACUGCUCAAGUCGCCUCAGAUUUAGAACAGUUGACUGGUUUUGACAACAUCAGAUUAUAUGGCGUUGACUGUAGUCAGGUUGAGAAUGUCUUGCAAGCUAAAACUUCAAGCCAGAAAUUAUUCUUAGGCAUAUAUUACGUUGACAAAAUUCAAGACGCCGUUGAUACUAUUAAAUCUGCAGUUGAGUCUUAUGGCUCCUGGGAUGAUAUUACCACUGUUUCUGUCGGUAACGAACUGGUCAAUGGCGGUUCUGCCACUACGACGCAAGUCGGUGAAUACGUUUCCACGGCCAAGUCAGCUUUAACCUCUGCUGGUUAUACAGGCUCAGUCGUUUCCGUUGAUACCUUCAUUGCUGUUAUAAAUAACCCUGACCUGUGUAAUUAUUCUGACUAUAUGGCUGUCAACGCCCAUGCAUACUUCGAUGAAAAUACUGCGGCCCAAGAUGCAGGACCAUGGGUACUAGAACAAAUCGAAAGGGUUUACACUGCUUGUGGUGGGAAAAAGGACGUCGUUAUUACCGAAACUGGUUGGCCAUCUAAGGGUGAUACUUACGGCGAAGCUGUCCCAUCUAAAGCAAACCAAGAAGCCGCCAUUUCUUCUAUCAAAAGCUCCUGCGGCUCUUCAGCUUACUUAUUUACCGCCUUCAAUGAUCUAUGGAAAGAUGAUGGGCAAUACGGUGUUGAAAAAUACUGGGGUAUUCUAUCAAGUGAUUAA